AUGCUUCUUCUCGACUACCACAACGUUCUUAUCCAUGCCCUCCUGACGGAGCGGUUCUCUGGAUCCCCGCCAGUCUCAAUCGACCAGAUUGCCUCAGAUUUCGACGGAGUUACCUUCCAUCUGUCUACCCCCGAAUCUAAGACUAAGAUCCUUAUUUCCAUCAACGUGAAAUGCUUCCGAGAGCUCGUCCAAUAUGGUGCCCAACAGGUGCUGGAGAGGGAAUACGGCCCGUACAUCGUCGCCCCUGAACCCGGCUAUGACUUCUCGGUCCUCAUUGAUUUAGAGAACCUCCCCGCCGAACAGGAAGCCAAAGAUGACCUCAUAAUGCGACUUGCGCUGAUGAAGCGGAAUGCAAUGGCUGCCCCAUUUGAGAGAGCUUUCGACGAAUUCGCCAAGCUAUCCGAAGAGGCUUCUAAAUACAGCACGGAGGCUGCCCCACAAGGUGUCAAAGAAGGAGGAGAAGUCAUGGCAAUUCACUAUAGGGAGGAGGAAGCUAUCUACAUCAAAGCCAGCCAUGACCGAGUUACAGUUAUCUUCAGCACAGUCUUCCGUGAAGAGACAGAUCGUAUCUUCGGCAAGGUCUUCCUCCAGGAGUUUGUCGACGCCAGACGCCGUGCCUUGACUCUGCAAAAUGCCCCUCAAGUCCUCUUCCGGAACGACCCCCCGCUUGAAUUGGCCGGUGUCCCUGGCCUAAAGGAUAGCACAGAGGGCCAGACCAGCUACGUCACUUUCGUUCUCUUCCCCCGUCACUUGACCCCUCAGCGCCGCUACGAAAACAUCUCCCACAUUCAAAUCUUCCGGGAUUACUUCCAUUACCACAUUAAGGCCUCCAAGGCAUACAUCCACACCCGUAUGCGCAAGAGGACAGCCGACUUCCUCCAGGUGCUCAACAGAGCUCGGCCAGAGAACGAGGAGCGGGAAAGAAAGACGGCCAGUGGCCGGACAUUCCGGGUCCAGAGUUAG
This is a messenger RNA of Aspergillus oryzae RIB40, 963 nucleotides long. RefSeq names its product actin-related protein 2/3 complex subunit 2. The record is from RefSeq and is a predicted model, not a curated record. The coding region runs from base 1 to 963 and encodes 320 amino acids. Gene Ontology annotation, biological process: actin filament polymerization; Arp2/3 complex-mediated actin nucleation. Gene Ontology annotation, cellular component: actin cytoskeleton; Arp2/3 protein complex. The transcript has 5 exons. Gene Ontology annotation, molecular function: structural constituent of cytoskeleton; actin filament binding. Lineage: Eukaryota; Fungi; Ascomycota; Eurotiomycetes; Eurotiales; Aspergillaceae.